This is a messenger RNA of Lotus japonicus, 5309 nucleotides long. Its product is annotated as transcription elongation factor SPT6 homolog. The coding region runs from base 178 to 5082 and encodes 1634 amino acids. The transcript is spliced from 17 exons. Gene Ontology annotation, cellular component: transcription elongation factor complex. Gene Ontology annotation, molecular function: nucleic acid binding; histone binding; nucleosome binding. The record is from RefSeq and is a predicted model, not a curated record. NCBI's taxonomy places the organism in Eukaryota, Viridiplantae, Streptophyta, Magnoliopsida, Fabales, Fabaceae. Gene Ontology annotation, biological process: transcription elongation by RNA polymerase II; mRNA transcription by RNA polymerase II; nucleosome organization.
CCCUCGUUUCCAUUCUUCACUUGUUACAAACUCCAAGCUCUCUUCCCACCCCACGCUUCGAUUCGCUUCUCCUGAAUCGCAUUCGGCAACUGCUGCGUUCGAUUUCUCGAUCUCUCUCUGCCUUCAUCGUUUUCGCGAGUUCGUUCUGCAUCGUAGCUCUCUUCUCGGUCUCCAAUCAUGGCCAAAGGCGUGAUAUCUGACGAAGAAGAUGAGGUCGAACUCGACGAGGAGGAGAGGGAACCCGUUGAUGGGGAAGAAUUGGAGGGUCGUGAGAUAGACGAUGACGACGAGGAUGAAGAAGAAGAAGGGCAGGAUGAAUAUGAAAAAGAUGGAUUUAUAGUGGAUGACAUUGACGAUGAAGAGGAGCAGGAUGAAGAAGAAGAGAGAGCAGAAAGUGAUGAGGAGCGACAGAAGAAGAAAAAGAGGAAGAAAAAGGAGGAGUAUGUCCUUGAUGAAGAUGACUAUGCGUUGCUGGAGGACAAUAAUAUCAAUAUUCCUCGUCCGAAGGUAAAUAAAAAGUUCAAGCGGCUGAAAAAGGGCCAGAGAGAUAUGGAGGAUGAGACCUCUGGACUAUCUGAUGAUGAGGAGUUUGAUGGAAGUGGUAAAGUUGGGCGAACUGCUGAGGAGAAGCUUAAACGCAGUUUAUUCGGCGAUGAUGAAGGAGCUCCACUUGAAGACAUUGUUGAAGAGGAGGAGCAAGGAGAAGAGGAGGAGGAUGCUGACAUUGGAGAAGAUGAUGAAAUGGCCGACUUCAUUGUGGAGGAAGAAGAAGUUGAUGAGAAUGGAGCCACUGUGAAGCGCAAUAGGAAGCCGAACAGGAGAAAAAAUAGGCAGGCACCAGGUGUCUCUUCAUCAGCUUUACAAGAAGCUCAAGAGUUAUUUGGUGAUGUUGAGGAGUUGCUUGAGGCUCGCAAUCUAAAUCGAUUAAAGGAUAACAAAGUGACUACAAUUGAAGAUGAAUUUGAUCCUAGUGUUAUUGCUGAUAAAUAUAUGACAGAAAAGGAUGACCAGAUCAGGGAGCUCGAUGUUCCAGAGAGAAUUCAGAUAUCGGAGGAGAGUGCUCCUCCUCUGGAUGGAAGUAGUAUAGACCAGGAGAGUACGUGGAUUGUGAAACAAUUGAAAAAUGGAGCAGUCCCUUGGAUUUGCAAGAAAGUUCCAAGCUCCCAAAAUAGUGGAAAGGGCCCACCAAUUGAAGGGAAUGAUAUUAUCCGAUUUUUGGAACUACAUCAUGUGCAAAAGUUAGAUAUUCCUUUUAUUGCCAUGUACCGGAAGGAGGAGUGCUUAAGCCUAUUGAAAGACCUAGAGCGAUCUGAUGCUGUUGAUGAGGAUUGGGAUAAGAAUAACAAGACACCUGCUCUGAAAUGGCACAAGACGCUGUGGGCUAUAAAGGACUUGGACAGGAAGUGGUUGCUUCUUCAGAAACGGAAGAGUGCUCUCCAAUCAUACUACAGUAAACGAUUUGAAGAGGAAUCUCGGCGUGUUUAUGAUGAGUCAAGACUGAAUUUGAAUAGGAAAUUGUUCGACUCCGUUAUGAAAUCACUGAAGGAGGCAGAGUCUGAGAGGGAGAUUGACGAUGUCGACUCCAAGUUCAAUUUGCAUUUUCCACCAGGUGAAGCUGGUGUUGAUGAAGGGCAAUUCAAGAGGCCAAAAAGGAAGUCAUUGUAUUCAGCUUACAGUAAGGCAGGUCUAUGGGAGGUUGCAAGCCGGUUUGGCUGUAGUUCUGAGCAACUUGGGUUGUAUCUGAUAGAUGUUGUUCCGCAUGAGGUUGAAGAUCCAAAGGAAACACCAGAUGAGUUAGCUUCUAACUUCACAUGUGCAAUUUAUGAUUCCUCUGAAGAAGUACUUAAAUGUGCUAGGCACAUGGCGGCUGUUGAGAUAAGCUGUGAGCCUAGCAUUAAGAAACAUGUUCGUAGCCACUUUCUUGACCAUGCUGUGGUGUCAACUGUACCGACUGCUGAUGGAAAUGUGACAAUUGAUUCUUUCCAUCAGUUUGCUGGGGUGAAGUGGCUGCAAAAGAAGCCUUUGUCUCAAUUUGAGGAUGCACAAUGGCUCCUAAUACAGAAGGCAGAAGAGGAAAAAUUGAUUGUAGUUACGAUUAAGCUGCCCGAAGAGGAUCUAAAUAAGUUGCUAGACCAAUUCAAUGAGUAUUAUAUUAGUGACAGUGUUAGCAGAUCUGCUCAACUGUGGAAUGAGCAGAGGAAGUUGAUACUGCAUGAUGCAAUUUUUCGAUUUCUUUUACCAUCAAUGGAAAAAGAAGCAAGAAGCAUCUUGACAAGCAAAGCAAAGAAUUGGGUACUCAUAGAGUAUGGGAAGGCCUUGUGGAAUAAGGUUUCUGUGGGGCCUUAUCAACAGAAGGAAAAGGAUCUUAGCUCAGAUGAUGAGGCUGGUCCUAAGGUUAUGGCCUGCUGUUGGGGCCCUGGAAAGCCACAAACAACUUUUCUUAUGUUAGAUUCAUCAGGAGAAGUGCUAGAUGUGCUUUACACUGGGUCACUUACUUUUAGGUCACAGAAUGUAAAUGACCAACAGAGGAAGAAGAAUGACCAGGAACGUGUGUUGAAGUUUAUGACUGAUCACCAACCACAUGUCGUUGUUUUAGGAGCAGUUAACUUGUCUUGUACUCGUUUGAAGGAAGAUAUAUAUGAGGUCAUUUUUAAGAUGGUGGAGGAAAACCCUAGAGAUGUUGGGCAUGCAAUGGAUGGGCUCAGCAUUGUGUAUGGUGAUGAAUCUCUUCCCCGUCUUUAUGAAAAUUCUCGAAUUUCCUCUGAACAGCUUCCUUCGCAGCAAGGUAUAGUGAGGCGGGCUGCUGCUCUUGGCCGUUAUCUCCAAAACCCAUUGGCGAUGGUUGCAACAUUAUGUGGACCCAGAAGGGAAAUAUUAUCGUGGAAACUGAGCUCUUUUGAGAGCUUUCUCAACCCAGACGAUAAAUUUGGGAUGAUUGAGCAGGUUAUGGUAGAUGUAACCAAUCAGGUCGGUUUGGACAUUAAUCUAGCAAUAAGUCAUGAAUGGUUAUUUGCUCCAUUACAAUUUAUUUCUGGGCUUGGUCCUCGGAAGGCUGCAUCCUUGCAGAGAUCCUUGGUAAGAGCUGGUGCAAUUUUCACUCGAAAGGACUUUGUGAAAGAACAUAAACUUGGUAAGAAGGUGUUUGUCAAUGCAGCUGGUUCCUUGCGUGUCCGGAGAAGUGGAUUGGCUCUUAACAGCGGCCAAUAUAUUGAUUUGCUGGAUGAUACAAGAAUUCAUCCAGAAUCUUACGCUAUUGCACAAGAGUUAGCUAGAGAUAUGUUACAGGAAGAUGUCACAGAUGUAAAUGAUGAGGAUGAGCCCAUAGAACACGUGAGAGACAGACCCAGUUAUUUGAAAAACCUUGAUGUUGAGGAAUAUGCAUCGCAUAAAGGAUGUCUGAACAAAAUAAGAACUUUGUAUGAUAUAAAAAGAGAACUGAUUGAAGGUUUUGAGGAUUGGCGUAAGCCAUAUGAAGAACCGAGUCAGGAUGAGGAGUUCUAUAUGAUUUCAGGUGAGACUGAAGAGACACUUGCUGAAGGGAAAAUUGUCCAAGUUACAGUUCGCCGAGUACAGGCCCAGAAAGCAAUAUGCGGGCUUGAAUCUGGAAUGACUGGAAUCCUAAUGAAAGAAGACUAUAUAGAUGACUGGAGAGAUAUAAUUGAGUUAUCUGAUAGGUUGCAUGAAGGUGACAUGCUCACUUGUAAAAUCAAGUCAAUCCAAAAGAAUAGGUAUCAAGUCUUUCUUGUUUGUAAGGAUAGCGAAAUGAGGAGUAAUCGGUUACAGAAUAACUGCGAACUUGAUCCCUAUUACCAUGAAGACCAGAGCUGCUUACAGAGUGAACAUGACAAAGCUCGGAAACAAAAGGAGCUUGCAAAGAAGCAUUUCAAGCAAAGGAUGAUUGUUCAUCCACGAUUUCAGAACAGUACUGCAGAUGAAGCAAUGGAGUUCUUAUCUGACAAAGAUCCUGGAGAAAGUAUUAUCCGCCCUAGUUCACGUGGACCCUCAUAUCUUACCUUAACACUUAAAAUUCAUGAUGGAGUAUAUGCCCACAAGGAUAUAGUUGAAGGUGGUAAGGAACACAAGGACAUCACAAGCUUACUUAAAAUGGGGAAGACGCUAAAAAUUGGAGAUGAUACUUUUGAGGAUUUAGAUGAGGUUAUGGACCGUUAUGUUGAUCCCUUGGUGACUCACUUGAAAGCAAUGUUAAACUACCGUAAGUUUAGGAAGGGUUCAAAAGCAGAAGUUGAUGAACUUUUGAGGAUGGAAAAAGCUGAGUAUCCUAUGCGCAUAGUCUACGGUUUUGGCAUCUCCCACGAACAUCCUGGCACAUUUAUAUUAACUUAUAUAAGAAGUACAAAUCCGCACCACGAGUACAUUGGGCUUUACCCAAAAGGAUUCAGGUUCCGGAAGAAGAUGUUUGAGGAUAUUGAUCGGCUUGUGGCAUAUUUUCAGAGGCAUAUUGAUGAUCCCUUACAUGAUUCAGCCCCCUCCAUUAGAUCCGUAGCUGCUAUGGUACCAAUGCGAAGCCCUGCAGCUGGUGGUUCAUCAGGGGCAUCUGUGGGUAGUGGCUGGGGUGGUUCGAACAGUGAGGGUGGCUGGAAAGGCUACUCUUAUGAUAGAGAUCGGUCUUCUACCCCUGGUUCCAGGACAGGACGGGCUGAUUACAGAAACAAUGGGAAUCGAGAUGAACAUCCUAGUGGAGUGCCUCGUCCAUAUGGUGGUCGUGGACGUGGUCGAGGUUCUUACAGCAGUAGUAGAGGACACAACUCCAAUAAUGAAAGGCAGGACUCUGGUUAUGGUGCUGGCAGAUGGGGUCCUGCAUCGAAAGAUGGGAAUGAUGGUUUAAGCAAUUUCCCAGGGGCGAAGGUUCAAAAUUCCCCUGGAAGGGAAGCAUUUCCUGGUGGUUGGGGUGGAAGUGAUGGAGGCAGUGGUUGGGGAGGUGGAGCUAGUACCGGCGACAAUGGUGGCUGGGGACAAGGGAGUGGUGGUGAUCAAAACGAUGCUCAAGAGGGAAGCUCUGGCUGGGGAACAGGCACCAAGAAAGCAGGUGAGGAUGGAUGGACUGGCGGUGGAUCUUGGUGAUCCCAAGUCAUAUUUGACUAACCUAUGUAAUGCGCCUCUUGGAAUGUAAUCGUUUCCUUGACUGUAUUUCCUUGAACAUGAAUAAUCCCUGGGUGGUAUUAUCUUUUGUGGAGUUCCACAUUUGUUCAUAGUUACAUCAGCAUAAAUUAAUGCUUCGAGUUUUGUAGGACAGACUCAUUCCCUGAAUUAUUUUUUUAGUGAUAAAAAGGUCCAGUCGUUCUUGAGAA